Cercospora beticola is the source of this 1821-nucleotide messenger RNA. Its product is annotated as CUE domain-containing protein. Lineage: Eukaryota; Fungi; Ascomycota; Dothideomycetes; Mycosphaerellales; Mycosphaerellaceae. Gene Ontology annotation, cellular component: cytoplasm. Gene Ontology annotation, biological process: ubiquitin-dependent protein catabolic process. Gene Ontology annotation, molecular function: ubiquitin conjugating enzyme binding; ubiquitin binding. The record is from RefSeq and is a predicted model, not a curated record.
AACACACACGUGCACGCUCUGAAGGAAUGCCCAAAACCCAUAUCCUUCAGCUUCGCAACCUGUCAGAAUACCAGUACCAGGCGAACCGAGCAGGUCGCAGCCAGCGACCACAAUGGCUAGCAAGAACAGCCCUCCGGUGUCUCCAAUCAGGCCCGAGGAGUCGGCCACAACACGCGAGGAGAUGAGCUUCGACGACGAACAAGAGACGGGCACCGUGUCUCCACAGGGACAUGAGACUCCCACUAAAGGUCCUGCCAAAGCUCUCUCGCCUCGUCCCCGUGUCUCAUUCCAGGAUGGGCAUGAAGAGAUCCCACCCACGAAACCACCGCGGCCGCUCAGUACCACCCAACAGGCCGAGAAUACGCUGAUCGAGGCAUUUCCUACCAUCGACGCCAAGGUUGUCAAGGCCGUCUUGACAGCGAGUGGCGGCAAGAUCGAGCCUGCUUUCAACGCCCUCCUUAGCAUGUCGGAUGAGAAUUUCCAACCUGAGGAAGACUCAGCCGCUCCACCUCCGCAGCCACCCCGAUCUGCGGUUCGUCAGCGACCAGAAAUGAGUCAACUCGAGGCCGAUGAGCUAUAUGCGCGACAAUUGGCGGAGGAAUAUAACAGUGGAGGAAACCGCUCGCAGACUCGCUACAAUCAGCGUGAGCCUGGGCGCCGAGGUCCGAACCAGCAACGGCCAUACCAAGACGACGAUGACGAUCGCGAGCGCAGCUUUUUUGACGACGAAUUGCCGGAGAUAGGACGUAACAUUCAGCAGGGCUUCCUGGAAACCCAGAAACGAGUCAACAGCUGGAUCACAACCUUCAAGAAGAAGAUUGAUGGCGAAGAAGAUGACCCUGAGGAUUUGUACUCUUCAUCGCGGACAAACACGAGGCAGAAUACUGGUCUCGGUGGCAGGCAAGAUUUUGGCCCGAGUCAAAGCGAGCAAUUGCGUGGUAUCAGAAAGUCUGCGGAGCAACAACGCAGAAGUACAGAUGCGCAGCGCUAUGAUGCAGACCCGCGGGAGUUUGACGCAGGAGAGUUCGAACGCCUCGAGAUGCGCGAUGAUGAAGCUCCACCUCCCCAGCCCCCUCGAACGAGCAGCAGGAAAGCAGCGAAUCCGGAUCUUUUCAAGUCGCAGCCGAAGCCUCCUCAAACAGGGCCAGUCGAUGAGGUCGACGCGGCCGAUAGGAAGGCCAUGGGCAAAGAUGCAACAGAGGCAGAUAAGAGUAAGAAGUGGCAGCCUUUAACGAGCGUCGCUCCGAACCCCGAGGACGACAAUGAUCCGUUCUCCCUUGGCGACGAUGAUGAAGACAAGGACAAGACGGAAGACAUUCGGAAGGAAGAUACAGAGAGGCUCAAGCAAGCUGCUCGCAACAGUGUCAGUGCUGGAACAGACGAGACGACCCAGCGCAAGCCGUCUGAAAGUGACUCCGGAGUGAGGAACAAGGAGGCUGAAGAGUUGUUAAAUGCUACCAAGAAGUGAAACAUGAGGUGUACUACGAUUACAGCUUCGCAACACUGACGGGCAUGGCACCCGUGUCAGAUACGUCCAGGAUAGCUGCACGUGGCGGGUGACAAUUGAAAUAGCAUUAAUCAAGGAUCUGGACAGCAUUGUGUCGACACUGAGACGAUACGAUCGUAUCCGGCUCAAAUGGAAGGGGACAUUACGUUUUUCGGCCCCAGCUGUACCAAAACGGAAGGCAGUUGCGAACGACGCUCGAGCUCGGCAGGACAGAACAGGCACAUCACCUUAUCAACUUGGCACCCAACAAAGGUCAAUACAUGUAGCUUCUGCCCUUUUCACAUUGCACUGUUUCACAACGUGUCCAAUGAUGG